ACCGCUCCCUAAAAUAGGGCUUUUGGAAUUGAUAAGAACCUAUACGUGCCCUCUUGGUAUUGGUCGCCUCUCUUGGUCAUGCUUUUUGUUUUCUUUCUCAAAAAAUUUGUCGUCGUUCCUCGUUGUUGUUGAUCUUCAUGAAAUGGUCGUGCGUGACGGAUCGACGAAUCUGGGUUUCCAAGAGCGUUCUGCAACUCUCGUUCAGCCAUGGCUGAUUUCUGCUGAUUUGCAUCUUUGAUCCUUGAGUUUUUAACAAAUUACGGUUUGACCCCAAAAACUUCUGUUUGUUAUAGAAAAGUCCUCAAAACUGUCCUAAAACUUCAAAUUGUGUUUUCCAGCCCUCUCUUUAUGAAAUAUGUACAAAUGCAACAUCUAAUGACACCUAAAUGCAACUUCUAAACAUUAAAAUUGAUCAAAAUUAAUAGCUAAAAACAUAUGAAAACACUAUACAUUAGUUGCUCUCUUUCUCCAAAACCGUCUAUGAAAUCAAGGUGAAAAUUCGAAUUCUUUGAGUCCGUGAUAAGACAAUACAUUAUGUUUUUUGUUACAAAAUGGUUAGUUGAGACUCUAAUGACAUUCUUGAUCUUUUGUUACACAAUUGUGACUCUUGUUUGUUACUGAACUUGCAGAUUUGUUGUAUGUCUUCUCCAACUUGUCUCGGAAUGUUAACUUCAUUGAACAUAUGAAGCUCACCGGAAUGUUAAAUUCGUUAUAUAAAUUUGUAUUUCUAUUUUUCAUAUGUUUUAUGCCAUAUUUGUUUAAAUGUUAUAAAAUCCAAUAAUUUAUAAGUUUUGUAAUAUUUAAAUUUAAUUUCAAAAAAAAAAAGUUAAAAACCUCGUAGAGAUUCUUCCAUUGGACCUUCACACAACUAAUUACAUUAAUAUGAGUUUUAAACUUCAUAAAGUACAUAAUUAACUAUUAAAUUAAUUUUAAGAAUCCAUUAAGGACUCUAACCAAUGGAGGUGGUCUUAUUGUACGGUAAAUCUUUAAUUGAGGGGUUUUUAUCCGAAAUAAACUUAAUUGAAGAGUUUUUGCAUUAAAAAUCCUAUAAUUAAUUGGGUUGAUUGUAACUUAUUUUAGCCGUUGAAUUUAAAAUAUCUUACACAAAUAAAUAAGCCAAAAUUUAGGCAAACAAUUAGCAGUCUAGAAGUCAAGUAGUACAUCACAUUGAUGGCCCUCUAUGUUAUGAUUUUUUUUUUUUUUUUAAUUGUGUGGGGGUUAUUUUUCUUUUAGGCAAGCUUUUGGGUCUCUGUCUAGUGUCUACCAUAUUUAUACAAUACUCAACUCUAUAUCUACGAUCUAUAUAUGUUACUCUUUAAAAAAGUUGAAGAGGAAGCUAAUAUCCAUAUAUUUAAUUUAUGCAAUAUACCAACUGUGUGAAUAUAUAUUUAUAUGUAUGCACAUUCCUCUAUUCUACCGUAAUGACUUCAAAACUCUACUUUAUUUUCAAAAUAUAUAAUAGAGUUAAUAGCUCUAGUUAAGGCGGUAGAUUAUAGUCUGAGCUACAUUCACUAUAGGUAUAAACAAAUGUGUUUUUUUUGUGAGAGAGUAGUGAGUAUUAGUACUUGGGGAGUUUAGAAACAAAUUCAGACCCCAAAAGCCUAACAUCCAUCGAUAAUUUGUUGAUUUAACAAAGCUGUGAGUUUUCAUGGAAAAUAUAUAAGGACAUGUGUCAGUAAAAUCCCUUUUCACUAAGAAAGAGAAAAAUCUCUACUUUAGUACAGAUAAAUUACUUUUCGAUUAGGAAUAUAGGUUACUAAAUAUUUAUUCUAAUGAUUUCUUUUAUAGCAAAGAUAUCUACAGAAUCAAGUCACUGCUCACCCAUGAGAUUGCAAAUCUAAGCUUUUGCGUUUUGUAUGGAUUAUAUUUACCGAGUUGGGUCAGGUGGGUGUGGCCCCUUUGACACGGCAUGGUCUUUCUCCCACCGAAAAAAAUAAUAAUGAGAGAGAAACAAAAGCAAAAGUACUAAGCUGGGUCAGGUCUCAGGUGGGAGUUGGUAAAACGUUUGAAAGAGAGGGAACAAUCAUCAAGAACACACAGAGAGUUGAGAGAGAUACGCAAUGGAGAAAGUGAAUCAAACAUUUUAUUUAUCGCAUGGAUCUCCCAGGUUGAGCAUAGAUGACACUUUGGAGGCAAGACAGUUCUUCAAGUCAUGGUCCGAAAAAGUUCUUCAACAUAAACCCAAAUCGAUCUUGAUAAUCUCCGCACACUGGGACACCGAGUUUCCAACUGUCAACACUGUUCUCCGCAACUCCACCAUCUACGAUUUUAAUGGUUUCCCUGAUCCCAUUUACAAGCUGAAGUAUGAAGCACCAGGAGCUAUUGAACUGGGGAAAAAGGUUAAAGAAUUGCUAAUGGGGGCAGGAGGAAUGAAGCGUGUUGAUGAAGAUACAGAGAGAGGACUUGAUCAUGGAGCUUGGGUUCCUCUUAUGUUGAUGUAUCCAGAGGCGGAUAUACCUGUUUGUCAACUCUCUGUUCAGUCAUCUCAAAGUGGGACUUACCAUUACAACAUGGGCAAAGCAUUGGCUCCACUGAAAGAAGAAGGUGUUCUUAUCAUUGGAUCUGGAAGUGCCACUCAUAACUUGAAGAAGCUUGAAUUUAGCAUCCCUAAUGGCUCACCGGUUCCUUGGGCUUUGGAGUUUGAUCAUUGGCUCAGAGAUUCUCUCCUUCAAGGAAGAUAUGGAGAUGUGAAUGAGUGGGAAAAGAAAGCUCCAAAUGCGAAAAUGGCGCAUCCAUGGCCAGAGCAUUUCUACCCAUUACACGUUGCAAUGGGUGCAGCAGGUGAUGCUGCAAAGGCGGAGCAAAUCCACACUAGCUGGCAAUUUGGUACUGUAUCUUAUUCUUCUUAUAGCUUCACCUCUUCCCCUUGAAACAUUUCAUCUCUAUCUCCUUGACUUGUUGUGUAUCUACUUUAAUGUAAGCCUUGUGUAUUUCACCUAUCUCUAAUAAUGCCAAUCCUUCCUUGUGCGAAAAUUCAAACUCCUCUUUGUGAAUUGCAAUGACAAGAAAACAACAUUUUAGAUUGGUUUCUGUAUAUAAUGGGACUGUAUUAAAGUGGCUGAAAUGUUGGUUAUGAUUGAAUAA
Molecule: messenger RNA, 3084 nt
Organism: Brassica rapa (field mustard)
Lineage: Eukaryota; Viridiplantae; Streptophyta; Magnoliopsida; Brassicales; Brassicaceae
Product: extradiol ring-cleavage dioxygenase
Molecular function (GO): dioxygenase activity; zinc ion binding; ferrous iron binding
Source: RefSeq, a predicted model, not a curated record